AUGCGCACGUAUCUUCUCGUUGUCCUACUGGCCAUCGCGACUGUGGCUCUCGCUCGUAUCCCUGUCAGUGAGAGCACGUCUGGUGUAGCAGGAGUUGUGGACCGUUCAUCCAUGGGCAAGGACUUGUCAUCACAUGAGUCCCAUCAUUCGAAAACGAAGUCUGAAAGCUCAUCGAAUGCUCGUCAUUCGAAAACUUUGUCCACUGUGACACAGCCGUCUGAGAAAGCCAACGCCGUCAAAGGUGCCUCUGCCACCACGGAAUCCGCCCGGUCGAUGCUGUCCUCUGCCAUGUCGUCUGCCAGCUCAGUGAGCCACACUGGUGGCGGUGUCUCGUCCGUGAAAAUACCGUUUUGGAUGUCGAAUUUUCCGACUCUAGCGCUCACGGUCGGGUUCUUCUUGUCCGUGUUCGCGAUCAUGGGCUAA
Molecule: messenger RNA, 423 nt
Organism: Malassezia globosa CBS 7966
Lineage: Eukaryota; Fungi; Basidiomycota; Malasseziomycetes; Malasseziales; Malasseziaceae
Exons: 2
Coding region: 1-423 (140 amino acids)
Source: RefSeq, a predicted model, not a curated record